Molecule: messenger RNA, 809 nt
Organism: Nematolebias whitei (Rio pearlfish)
Lineage: Eukaryota; Metazoa; Chordata; Actinopteri; Cyprinodontiformes; Rivulidae
Product: putative mediator of RNA polymerase II transcription subunit 26
Exons: 2
Coding region: 1-768 (255 amino acids)
Source: RefSeq, a predicted model, not a curated record
AUGCACCAACAACUGCAACUGCUGCACCAACAACCACAACCCAAGCACCAACAACUACACCUGCUACACCAACAACCACAACUCAAGCACCAUCAACUGCAACACCAACAACCACAACUCAAGCACCAACAACUACAACUGCUACAACUGCAACUAAAGCAAAAACAACAGCUGCUUCAACAACAACUACAACUAAAGCACAAACAACAACUCAAGCACCAACAACUACAACUGCUGCAUCACAAACCACAAGCCAAGCACCAUCAACUACAACUGCUACACCACCAACCACAACUAAAACACCAACAACAAGUCAAGUACCAACAAGUAAAACUGCAGCACAAACAACCACAACUCAAGCACCAACAACUGCAACUGCUACACCAACAGCCACAACCCAAGCACCAACAGUUACACCAACAACCACUACUCAAGCACCAACAACUACAACUGCUCCUACAACAACUGCAACUAACGCACAAACAACAAGUCAAGCACCAACAACUACAACUGCACGACAAACAAGCACAACCCACGCACAAACAACUACAACUGCUCAAACUGCUACACCAACAAUCACAACACAAGCACCAUUAUCUAAAACAGCUACACCAACAACCACAACUCAAGCAACAACAACUACAACUGCGACGCAUUCAACCACAACGCAAGCACCAACAACUACAGCUGCUACUUCAACAACUACAGCUAAAGCACAAACAACAACUCAAGCACCAACAACUACAACUGCUACAUCUCCAACCAUAACUAAGGCAACAACAACUACAGCACAAACAACCACAACUCAA